AUGUCCCACAUGCUAUCGAUCGGCUAUGGCCGAUAUCCACCGACCAGCAUCACAGAGGCUUGGAUCACGUUAGUAAGCAUGGUGACGGGUGCAACAGGCUACGCACUGUUUGUUGGUCAUGCCGCUGCCCUCAUACAGUCGUUCGACUGUUCCAAACGGCUAUACAGAGAGAAGUUUAAACAAGUGGAUGAAUAUAUGGCAUUUCGGAAGCUACCUCGGGCUCUAAGACAAAGGAUUGCUAGCUACUAUGAACACCGAUACCAGGGGAAAAUGUUUAAUGAAAACGAGAUAUUGAAUGAAUUAUCGGAAUGCCUGAAAGAACAAAUUAUCAACUACAACUGCCGUGCACUGGUGGCUGCCGUUCCGUUUUUCACAUUUGCGGACCAGAACUUUGUAUCUGAAGUCAUUAUCAAGCUACGGUACGAAGUAUUCCAACCUGGCGAUCUGAUCAUCAAAGAAGGGACAAUCGGAUCCAAAAUGUACUUCAUUCAGGAGGGGAUUGUAGACAUUGUAACAAGAGACGGAGAGAUUGCAACAAGUCUCUCAGAUGGAUCAUACUUUGGAGAAAUCUGUCUUCUUACGAAUGCCCGCCGAGUGGCCAGCGUACGAGCAGAGACCUAUUGUAAUGUUUAUUCUCUGGAUCGCGCCAGUUUCCUCGAAGUUUUGGACAACUACCCCCUUAUGCGACGCACUAUGGAAUCAGUGGCAGCCGAAAGACUCAAUAAAAUCGGUCGGGAUCCACUCGUGGUGAGCAAGCGGAAAGACCUAUAUGACGAUCUGAAGUUGGUCAAUGAGAUUGUAAACCAGACAAUUGCGGAGGCUAGUGACACUGAAGCGGAAGCUCCUGCCUGUGACGCGAAAAGACAUCACCGUAAAUUCCGUGCUCGACUCCGAAAAUCACAGCACUGCCGUCUUUCAUACAAGAGGCCGCGAUUGUUUUCGGUAAGACGUAAAUCCGUUCUACGUUCGAUCAAGCGAGCAAUUCAACAUUUCCAGCCUAAAGUUCAACAACCGGAGUUGUACAAUUCUGCCUCGCCAAAACGUUCCCCUGAAAAGAAAGAUAUUGAGAGUAGCGAUGCUGUACCAGAAGACACAUUAACCCCUAGCUCGGAGAGUUCACCCCAGGUUGCUGCCUUGAUUAAACUGAAGUGGAUUCCAACGGAGAUUGUCUUUAACAAUGAGAUAAUAAACAAAGCGACCAAUAUACCCAUCCAAAUAGUUGGACAAACCAAUUUUGGCUUGGAGAGUCGAACCUAUUGUUCAGACCCCUGGUCAUAA
Messenger RNA from Opisthorchis viverrini, 1278 nucleotides. RefSeq lists its product as hypothetical. The coding region runs from base 1 to 1278 and encodes 425 amino acids. Lineage: Eukaryota; Metazoa; Platyhelminthes; Trematoda; Opisthorchiida; Opisthorchiidae. The record is from RefSeq and is a predicted model, not a curated record. The transcript has 6 exons.